AUGUACAGUCCUACUUCGAGCUCGGAGUCUGAAGAGGACUUGCGCAAGAUGGAGCUUGUCUACUUCAGCAACGAGUUCCCCAAGGAGGACUUGGUGGACAUUUUUCGUCGCCUGCACAACCACAGCAAGGACAGAAACCAUUCGCUGUUGGCACAGUUCCUGGACGAAGCUACGUUAGCAGUCAAAGAUGAAGUGAAGCGGUUACCGAUGGAAACGAAGAGACAAUUUCCCCCCUUCUCAACCAUCUUUAGCUGGGCCGAGAAUGUCGAGCUUCGCCAAGGAUUGAUGUGUGGGGCAGUAGAUGGAGUUCUCCUCGUUGUUAGUCAACUAGCAGCUUAUAUUGGGUACCAUGAAGGAUACCUCGAGCAGAACAGCAGUUAUGCCAAAAAGUCUCUGGCUGCCCUGGGCGUUGGCCUACUGUCAGCAGCGGCUGUUGCGCAAUCAUCCACCUUGAGUGAGCUGCCGCAGGCAGGCGCAGAUGCUGCUCGUCUCGCCUUUCGCAUGGGCGUUCACGUCCAGAGCGUCUCCGAGAAUCUCGAAGCCCGCGAUCUAUCAGAACCUGCAGACACAUGGGCAUAUGUUGUUCCCAAUAUUGACCCAGCCGCUGCCCAAGAAGAACUCGAUGUCGUACACUCCAGUGAAGACAUGCCCGAAUCCGGCAAGGUAUUCGUGAGCGCUGUCAGCCGGACUUCAGUGACUAUCAGUGGUCCACCAUCGAAGCUAAAGUCUCUUUUCAACAAAUCUGAGUUCUUCCGCGACACGCGAUCGAUUGCCCUGCCAGUUUACGGCGGCUUGUGCCACGCACCGCAUAUCUACAGUCAGGAGGAUGUGCAGAGUAUCAUCAACGUCUCCGCCUUGACCAAUGCCAGCAGUAGACCAGCAAUGCCAGUGUACUCAACCAGUACAGGUCUUCCGUACCAAGUCAAGACUGCAGGAGGGCUCCUCGAAUGCGUUGUGUCUGAACUCCUGACGAAGGCAAUCUACUGGGACAACGCCAUUCAAGGAAUCGUGGAUCAGGCAAGCUGCGGUCUUGCUACGGAGGCGGUGCUGCACUGCUUCGGUAACUCUAUUCCACUCAACGAUCUUAAUAUCGCGUUGAAGGCGAGUAUACCGCAGCUUCACACUUCUGUCAACAAUCUCAUGCAGUGGCCAUUUGAAGCUGCGCCGAAGGAUAAUACUCCUCGCAGCACAGCACAAGCCAAGCUAGCCAUCGUUGGUAUGUCUUGCAGGCUUCCAGGUGGUGCGACGAGCACUGAAGCAUUUUGGAAUAUCCUGGAACAAGGUUUGGAUGUCUCGCGGAGAAUCCCAUCUGACCGAUUCGAUGUUGAAACCCAUUUCGACCCUACUGGCAAACAGCUGAACAAGACCAUGACCCAGUAUGGCUGUUUUAUUGAUGAGCCAGGCCUGUUUGAUGCGCCGUUCUUCAAUAUGUCUCCACGCGAGGCACAGGUCGUCGACCCGCAGAUGCGUCUGGCGCUUGUUACUGCAUACGAGGCCUUGGAGCGUUCAGGUUAUGUAUCUAACCGAACCGCUGCCACCAUGCUUCAACGCAUUGGUACUUGGUAUGGCCAAGCUGCUGAUGAUUACCGUGAGGUCAAUCAAGGCCAGGAAGUCAGCACUUACUACAUCCCAGGAGGUUGUAGGGCAUUCGGCCCUGGCCGCAUCAAUUACUUCUUCAAGUUUGCAGGUCCUAGCUAUUCAAUUGAUACUGCUUGCUCCUCUGGGCUUGCAGCAAUCGAGGUUGCCUGCCAGGCACUCUGGAACGGAGAAGUGGACACCGCGGUCACAGGUGGUAUGAAUAUUCUGACCAACCCGGAUGGUUUCGCGGGUUUGUGCAACGGACAUUUCCUCACCAAAGGCCAUAAUGCUUGCAAGACGUGGGAUGCUACUGCUGAUGGAUACUGCCGUGCCGACGGUAUUGGAUCUCUCGUGAUCAAGAGGCUGGAGGACGCAGAAGCAGACAACGACAACAUCCUCGGCGUAAUCCUUGGUACCUCAACUAAUCAUUCCGCCGAAGCUGUUUCUAUUACUCAUCCACAUGCUGGUCACCAAGCCUAUCUUUCUCGCCAGGUCCUUCGUCACGCUGGCGUUGAUCCACUGGACGUCUCAUACGUCGAGCUUCAUGGAACCGGCACCCAGGCUGGCGACCACGAAGAAAUGCAGGGCAUUAUGGACGUAUAUGCGCCACUUACCAAGCGUCGCAACAAGAACCAGCCACUACACAUUGGAGCUGUCAAGGCCAAUGUCGGGCAUGGUGAGUCUGUGGCCGGCACAACCGCACUGAUCAAGGUACUUCUCAUGCUUCAACAUAAUGCCAUUCCACCUCAUAUCGGCAUCAAAACUGAGAUUAAUCCGAAAUUCCCUAAGGACUUUGAUAAGCGCAACCUCCACAUUGCCUUCGAGCAGACGGAUUGGCCUCAAUUACCGGGAAAGAAGCGACUUGCAGCCGUUAACAAUUUUGGUGCUGCUGGUGGAAACACGACUAUGCUUCUAGAAGAAGCGCCGUUCCGUGUCAUCACAGAAGCUGAUCCUCGUCAGACCCAUAUCAUCGCUGUCUCUGCCAAGACCAAAUCGUCACUGGCCGGAAAUAUUGAGCGCCUGAUCGCAUACUUGGACAGUAAUUCGAACGUCAACCUUGCAGACCUUGCAUACACAACUACUGCACGCCGCUACCAACACACACAUCGUGUAACAGUUGCUGCCAAUGAUAUGGCUCAGCUAAAGAAGCAGUUGGCUUCACGCUUGGAAAAGAUCGACUCGGUUCAGCCUGUUGCAAAGUCUGGUCCUCCGCCCGUCUGCUUCGCCUUUACUGGCCAAGGCGCUUCUCACAAGUCGAUGAAUCUGGAGCUAUACCGAGAUGUCCCUACUUUUCGUCAGCAGAUUCAGCACCUCAAUGCCCUGGCUAUGCGUCAAGGCUUCCCUUCUUUCAUCCAUGCCCUUGAUGGAUCUCACCACAAGGAUCAUGCACACCCGCCUGUCGUGACUCAACUUGCUCUGGUCUGCACUGAGAUUGCUCUGGCCAAGUAUUGGGCGUCUAUGGGAGUCAAGCCGGACGUCAUCAUAGGCCACAGCCUAGGCGAGUACGCUGCCAUGCACAUUGCUGGUGUGACUACUGCUAGUGACACGAUAUUCAUGGUUGGACGUCGAGCGCAGAUGCUGCAGGACAAGUGCCAGAUUGGUAGCCACACCAUGAUGGCAGUAAGGGCCUCUCUUUCGCAAAUUGCAGAGAGCUCAGGUGGCAGACCUUACACGAUCGCCUGUUCUAAUGGGCCGUCAGAUACCGUCCUCAGCGGUACCAAAGCGCAGAUGGAGGAGGUUGCCAAGCCAUUGCAGUCUGCGGGCUAUCGAUGCAUCAACUUGGACGUUGCUUUCGCCUUCCACUCGGAGCAGACUGAUCCAAUUUUGAGUGACUUCAGAGCUGUUGCAAAGACUGGUGUUGUGUUCAAGGAGCCCAAGCUGCCAGUCAUUUCGCCACUGCUUGGCAAGGUUGUGUUCGACGGCAAAACACUGAAUGCCAACUAUGUUGCUCGAGCCACGAGAGAGUCUGUGGACUUCCUAUCUGCUUUGCAAAACGCUCAGAAGAUAUCUACAAUCAGCGAUGAGACUAUCUGGGUGGAGAUCGGACCGCAUCCUGUAUGCACUGGCUUCGUGAAAUCCACCAUUUCGUCCACUAAAAUCGCCGUGCCAUCUAUACGCCGUGACGACGACAACUGGAAGACCAUGGCUGAGAGUAUGGCCACUCUGCACCUUGCUGGUGUUGCUGUUGACUGGAAUGAGUUUCAUCGUCCGUUUGAGAGCAGACUUCGUCUUCUUGAUCUGCCGACGUAUGCUUGGAACGAGAAAAACUACUGGCUGCAAUACGAGGGCGAUUGGGCACUCACUAAGGGCAAUAAGUUCUAUACUGCUGAGAAAGAUGCUUCGAGUGCGAAAGUUGCUGCACCAAGAGCCAUUCACAGCAGCAUCAAGACUUCUACUGUGCAGCACAUUGUCGAAGAGAGCUUCCAGGAUGGAGCUGGUCUAGUGGCUAUGGAAUCCGACUUGAUGGAGCCAGACUUUCUUGCUGCAGCGCAUGGUCACCGAAUGAAUGGUUGUGGUGUUGUAACAUCAUCUAUCCAUGCAGACAUCGCAUACACCCUUGGCGAAUACCUCUUCAAGAAGCUAAACCCAAGUGCCAAGUCUGUGCACAUGAACGUAGCAGAUCUUGUGGUUACUAAGGGUUUGGUCGCCAAUCAAGACACGUCUCAGUCACAAUGCAUUCGUGUUACUGCCAAGAUCGAAGAUAUUGCCUAUCGAAGUGCCUCCUUGUGCUGGCAAAAUGCGGAAGCCAGUGGUGAAGCUGGCGAAGCAUUCGCGACAGCAACGCUUUACUUCGGCGACUCCACGGAAUGGAUCCGGUCCUGGAUUCCAAUGACACACUUCGUCCAGAGUCGCAUUCAAGCUUUGGAACAGCUGGUCGUUGAGGGCAAAGCCAAUCGUUAUUCAAGGAAGAUGGCCUAUCUCAUGUUUGCAAACAACCUCGUCAACUAUGCCGACAAGUACCGUGGCAUGCAGGCCGUCACAAUUCAUGAGCUUGAAGCUUUCGCGGACGUGCAGCUUUCAACAGAGAAGGGAGGAAUCUGGACAGUACCACCUUAUUUCAUCGACAGUGUCGCCCACCUCGCAGGCUUUGUGAUGAAUUGUUCCGAUGCUAUUGACACACAGAAAGACUUCUGUGUUACUCCUGGCUGGCAGUCCAUGCGCUUUGCAAAGCCACUCGUCCCGGGAGCCAAGUAUCGAUCCUACGUCAAGAUGAUACCCACCGAAGAUGAUCCAACGAUCUAUCUCGGCGACGUUUACAUUCUACAAGACGAUGCUAUCAUGGGAGUUGUUGGUAGUAUCCAGUUCCGCCGCUAUCCUCGCGUCCUGCUCAACCGAUUCUUCUCGGCUCCAGACAAGCCUAAAAGAUCAGAACAGAAGGCAAAAGCGGCUACUCCUCCAGUGCCAAAAGCACUCGAACUCCCUAAGCCAACCGCAUCAGCUCCGGCACCAUCAACACCUGAAGAUAACAAUAAAUCAGCACAACCUGAGCCCCAGUCUGCGAAAGAGCCGGCGGCCAAGGCCACUGUAACGAAGGAAGUCGAGACCGCAACCCCAGCGACCGAUUCGAACAGCAUAGCCGCGAGAGCAGUGCAGUUGAUCGCGAACGAAGCUGCUCUUGAUACUGCCGACCUUGGUGAUGAAGCGAGCAUGGCGGACCUGGGCAUCGACAGCCUCAUGUCCCUGGUCAUCUCAGAGAAAUUCGGAUCAGAGCUAAAUGUCAAGGUUUCUGGGAGCUUGUUCAUUGACUUUCCCACUAUCGGAGGGUUGAAGAAUUGGUUGACGGAGAGCUAUGGCUAA
Messenger RNA from Lithohypha guttulata, 5376 nucleotides. RefSeq names its product Non-reducing polyketide synthase PKS8-1 (gene PKS81). Gene Ontology annotation, molecular function: phosphopantetheine binding; fatty acid synthase activity; 3-oxoacyl-[acyl-carrier-protein] synthase activity. The transcript is spliced from 3 exons. The record is from RefSeq and is a predicted model, not a curated record. NCBI's taxonomy places the organism in Eukaryota, Fungi, Ascomycota, Eurotiomycetes, Chaetothyriales, Trichomeriaceae. Bases 1 to 5376 code for a protein of 1791 amino acids. Gene Ontology annotation, biological process: secondary metabolite biosynthetic process; fatty acid biosynthetic process.